Sordaria macrospora k-hell is the source of this 1206-nucleotide messenger RNA. RefSeq lists its product as uncharacterized. The record is from RefSeq and is a predicted model, not a curated record. Lineage: Eukaryota; Fungi; Ascomycota; Sordariomycetes; Sordariales; Sordariaceae.
AUGGCUUCCAAAGUGCUGAUAUUCACCGGAGCUCCAAAGAGCCGGGCGCUUGACUGGAACACCCCGGAUCUACUGGUCGAAUUCGAUGAGCCUAUUGCCAGCUUCAUGGGCAUCCAAACAGCAGUAGUGGAUCGCCCGGACCCGGACCAGAGCAUCAUCCCGGCCUCCGCUCCGACCCCCGCCGCAUGGAGAUCCCUUACCCUUGAAAGAGAACGUAUCCAUACCGGCUACACACAACAACAACAGGACUCCAGUUUCGGCUUCAACCUAGCUCACGGCCCGGAACCAAUCCAUCAGCCCGAUGACUUUCUCACUAUCGCAUCCAUCUCGCCAUCAUUUGACGAAUCAUCUGUUGUUCAUGGCGACCUGGAGUCCCAGUUCUACGAACACUCCCUUGCACUGCACCAACAUGUCCGCUCCUCAUACCUGGACGCUAACUUGCUUAGGGAAUCAGAGCCACAACACUCCAUCACGUCGGUAAUGAGCGAGGAGGACCUGGAUACGGCUUCGUUCUUGGAGACCACGACUCAUGCGUUCCGUGUGGAUGGAGACGAAGCCGUCAAAGAGCCAUUGACAUUCCGUGGUGGUGACCGCCUCAGUGACCUCAAGGAUAUCCCAUCGGCCGCUUACCUCAUCAAGGCACAACCCCAGACCAUCACCUGCAAUUUGAUCGUCGGCAUCAUUUCCAUCUCUCAGCCCCGAUCGGUUAGCACUCGCUGGGGCUCAGACCGCAUUCUGGUCGAGGUGCUCGUUGGCGAUGAGACCAAAGCCGGCUUUGCCGUUACCUUUUGGCUACCCCCUGGCUGCGAGACAGUGAAGGGAAGCAUGCUUGAAGGCCUGCGGAAUCGGGAUGUGGUCCUGCUUCAAAACGUGGCUUUGAACGUCUUCACCAAAAAGGUCUACGGCUCCAGUCUGCGCAAGGGAUUGACCAAAGUUCACCUGCUUUUCCGAGCAAGGCUCGACGCAACCGACGUCGGCGGUCAUUAUGCCCCCUCGGACUUAUCCGUGACAAGAACCACGCAUGCUCAGCUGGACAAGACCCGGAGAGUGUGGGAUUGGGUGCUACGUUUCGUCGGUCCCGGACCUAUCACCGCCGCCGCUCCCGAGCCCGGCAGGAGACGAAGCCCUAGGAAGAGCAAGAACAACAAAUAUGCCUUACCCUCAGCUGCUCAACCGUGGGAUAUGCCACCCCCUGAUACUCAGUAG